UUUGACGAUCGGGGGAGCUUGGCCCUUGGAAUCGACGUACAUUCGAUCGAGCAUCUGGAUCGUUUAUCUUACGAUUCACGUGGGCAUGCAGUACGCCGAAUUGUAUGCGAACAUCGGCGACCUCGAGCUCCUUGUCAACAGCGCGGUCGAAUCCGUUUUUCAAUCGAUGGUCCUCGCCAAACUCGUCAUCAUACGAUACAGCACCACCCUCCGGAAACUCAUCGUUGCCAUCCACGAAGAUUAUGCAAUCGAAAACUUCGACAGUCUCGAAGAAAGACAAAUUUAUCUGAAGUACAACAAUAUGGCGAAAUUUUUUUACAAAAUCACGAUACCGACCAUUUCAGCAGGAUCGCUCAUGUACUACGUCGUACCGUUGGAACAUUUUUUACGUACGAUGCACAGGAAUGAUACAAAUCCGUUCGUUCUUCCGUUCGGUACGCGUCUCUUCUUUGAAAUCAACGACUCGCGUACCUACCUCAUGGUGUACGCGUAUCAGUCUCCGAUGAUUUACGUCCUCGUGUGUCACAGCGCUUGGUUUUGCCUCUUGACCACUAUGGUGUUUCAUAUUUGUGGACAAUUAGCAAUCGUGGAAUACAGAAUAAGAACGAUCAGAGUUCCGCUGCUCAAUGAAACUGACGAUAGCAACGCGGUCUUUCGACGAAUCGCUCAAAAACAUUUGAGGGCUAUCUGGAUGGCCAAGUCAAUGGAUGAUGCCUUCAACUUGGUCCUUUUGCAGGAUCUUGCCGGAAGCACUUUGUUACUCGGUCUCACAUCUUACCUCGUUAUUGUGCGAACGCAAACGAGUUUCCUAGUAUUUUGCCUUUCCAUGGUUUGUUCAGUGACGAUGCUGUGUUUGCUGUACGCUUAUUGCAUCGUAGGAGAGUGUCUCAUAGAAGAGAGUACGAAAAUUCACGAGGCAUAUUAUCAGUGCAACUGGUACGAAUCUUCAAUGAAUUUUCGAAAGUGUCUGAUUAUUUCGAUGGGAGCUACUCAGGAAGCACUUCACUUGUCUGCUGGCAAGACGUACAUAUUUUGUCUGAAUGGAUUUACAGACGUUUUGAGAUCUGCAAUGGGGUAUCUUUCGCUACUGCGAAAUUUCGCCACAACGAUUCAGGGUUUUAAGAUAAUGCAUUCCUCUUAUGCAAAUCACGUAUCGAUCAAAUAUUCUCUCCGGACCGACUUGAAGAGUGUUCGGGAAUUGUAUGGUUGGAACAAACGUGUGCUGUCGAUCGGUGGCAUGUGGCCAUUGGAGAAAAGUUUCAUGAAAUUUUACAUAAGCUACUUGUAUCUCGCGUCACACUUUGUCAUGGCAGUUUGCGAUUUCGUAAGCGUUUUCGGUGACAUUACACUCAUGAUAGCAAAUCUUUCGGAAACCUCGGUACAAGCUAUGGUUGGCGUUAAAAUGUUGGUGCUGAGGUACUCCAGUCCGUUAACGAAUAUCGUAAAACAAAUCGAGGCUCGCUCGAAACAAGACAGUUUUAGGGAUGAGAAAGAAAAAUGUUUGUAUCUCGAGUACAUUAUGAUUGGGAGAUCAUUUUUUCUCACUGGCAGCUACGUUGCCAUCGCUGCUGUCAUCAUAUACCAUUUGAAGCCAUUCGAAGACAUCAUAAAAGCUGUUCUGCAAAAUGAAACGAUACCAUUUAUUUUGCCUUAUCGGAUGCGUCUUUUCUUCAGCAUCCCAAAUACGCGCACAUACGUACUUUUGUACCUAUCGCAGUCGCCCAUGCUUUAUUAUUACUACUGCCACACCGCAUCGGUUUGUUUUCUGUGCACCUUGAUCGUUCAUGUCUGCGGCGAAAUGUCCAUUCUUGCUUAUCGAAUCAGAAACAUCGAUGCAUCUGAGUCGUCCAAAGAUUACUCCAAACCAGAAAUUGCGUUUCGCGAUGCCACCAUUAAGCAUCAAAAAAUCAUAAGAACCGCCGAAGCGAUCGACGAGGUCUUCAACGUCGUUUUAUUAGAGGAACUUAUAACGUCAACUAUGCUAAUCGGACUGGCAGCCUACAGCGUUCUCUCGAAGUCUCUCAUGGUAUCCAUGUCCGAAUUUUUUUUCUUCGUCAAUUAUACCCUCGCUCUUUUUUUGUUGCUCCUCGUCUAUUGCAUCACCGGUGAAUUUCUCAUAAGCGAGAGCAAGAACGUUCAAAACGCAUUUUACGAGUGUCGAUGGUACACGUUUUCGUCAAAAUAUCAAAAACACAUGCUCAUGGGCAUGGCUCGAGCUCAGACACCCCUGAGAUUGACGGCUGGACAGUUUUAUGUGUUUUCUCUCGACAGGUACAGCAGUAUUCUCAAAACUGCCGGAGCUUACGUAUCGAUGUUACGUACCGUUGUAUGAAAGUCUCAAGUAAUAGAUCCCUUUUGAAAAUGUCUGAACGUUUGCAAUUAAACAUACAGUCUUGGCAAUGUUUCUCCGAUUGUUGACAGACGCAAAAAAAAUAAAUUUAUAUGAUUUUCGGAGCAUACAAUUCAAAAAUAC
This is a messenger RNA of Venturia canescens, 2473 nucleotides long. RefSeq names its product odorant receptor 13a-like. Lineage: Eukaryota; Metazoa; Arthropoda; Insecta; Hymenoptera; Ichneumonidae. Gene Ontology annotation, biological process: detection of chemical stimulus involved in sensory perception of smell; sensory perception of smell. The record is from RefSeq and is a predicted model, not a curated record. Gene Ontology annotation, cellular component: plasma membrane. The transcript is spliced from 13 exons. Gene Ontology annotation, molecular function: olfactory receptor activity; odorant binding. Bases 86 to 2332 code for a protein of 748 amino acids.